Lactuca virosa is the source of this 1849-nucleotide messenger RNA. Lineage: Eukaryota; Viridiplantae; Streptophyta; Magnoliopsida; Asterales; Asteraceae. The record is from the annotation of a GenBank genome assembly.
AUGGGCUCUCCGAUAAACAAUUCCAAAGGAGAUGAAGUCUGCACUACUAGCGAUACAAACAACGCGUUUUUUGACGUCUAUGGCCCCCAGGCAAAAGCAGGUGUUGAGUUUAAGACCCCAGAAGCGAAUUCAACUCUUAACUUGGAAGAUGUUCAGGGGCUUAUAACAUGGGUACUUGCUGAAGGAUUCAUGCCAUCAUGGGUUUUCAUUAAGAAUAAGCCUCUGAUUCCAAAAGUGGUUAUGCUUUAUGUCCCUGGUCUUGAUGCAGCAAUCUACCUCUCACAGUCUAAAAUACUACACAGCUUAAAAGAAUGUUGUGGCAUCCCAAGGGCAGUGUUAGCGCCCAGCUGUGUAUCAGAUGGAAUGCAGACUAUAGAUGCUCUUCUUACAUGUAAGGUUAAGAGAAAAAGAGAAGCAGAUACAUUUACAAAGAAAUCUAGACCUAUAUCUGAACAAGGAACAUGGCCUAUUCCUGAUGAUUUGGCAUUUUCUGAGCUCAUGAAAAGCAUCCCAUUUCCAAUUUCCUAUUAUACCCUUACCACAAAGGAAUUAGAAGAUAAUGGAUACAUCCAUGAUCAAUCAGAUUUUCUCUCAACUCUUCCUGCAACAUCUGGAAAACCCACCCAUGAAAUAGUGGGAGUUGAUUGUGAAAUGUGUAUCACAAAUGAGGGAUUUGAGCUUACAAGAGUAACACUGAUAGAUUUUAAAGGACAGGUUUUGUUGGAUAAAUUGGUUAAACCAACAAAUGCAAUAACUGAUUACAACACUAGGUAUAGUGGAAUAACUAGUGAGAUGUUGAAUGGAGUCACAACAACUCUAAAAGACAUUCAGGAAGAGUUUCUACAGAUAGUUAAUAGAGAAACGAUUUUAGUUGGACAUUCAUUGGAGAAUGAUUUAUUGGCUUUAAAAAUCUGUCAUAAUUUGGUGAUUGACACUGCUGUUUUAUACAAGCAUUCGCGAGGUGGGACCUACAAAAUUGCACUUCGUGUCCUCACAAGGAAAUUCCUUGAGAGAGAAAUACAAGGUUCAGGAAAUGGACAUGAUAGUAUUGAGGAUGCAAAAGCUGCAAUGGAUCUAGCCUUUUUAAAGAUUAAAAAUGGGCCUGAUUUUGGUCGACCUCCAUCAUUUACAAGGAAAAAAUUUCUUACAGUUUUGGGUGACUCUGGGAAGGCCUCAUCUUUUAUUGAUAAUAUAUCAAUAGUGAAAAGAUAUGCUUCAGAAUCAUCACAUUCCAUUCCUGUGACUUGUGAUGAUGAAGCUCUUUCGAAAGCCAUUAAAGAAGUAAAAAACGAGAAAGUACAUUUUGUGUGGGCCCAGUUUACAGAACUGAGUAGUUAUUACAAGAAACAAGCAGAUGAUGACGUGGCAUUGAAUACCAAAGUGGCUGAGAUGAUAGCUUUGCUUACUUGUAGUAAUAACAAGUCCAAGGCUAGAAAAAGCAUCAAGUACACAGUCACACCUGAUUUGAAGUCAUGGAGACUCUGCAAUUGUUCGAAGAUUGAGGAAAAUGCUUGCAGAGAAGGCGGACAUAAACAUGCCUCGGGAACAUCUUGUAAAGGUCUUGGAAGAGUUGCAGGCUCAGGCUGAAGUAGGUUUGUGUUUUGUUGGGGUCAAACAUUGAUUGUCAACCGGUCAACAUCCGGCCCUUUUGGUGUUUUAAUUUUGAGGGUGGGUGAGGUUGUGUUCUAUAGAAAAGCUUAAAUUAAAUUUGGAUAUUUAAAAAAAAGUGUAUAAUAGGCCUUGAAUUGUGAAGAAUGAUAACUAUAUCCAUGGUGACUUGUCAUUUCCAUGAAACAAAACUUGCUCUUCGGUUGUCAGUAUUUUUGCAGAAAAAGAAACAUGUGGGGGU